Brenthis ino (lesser marbled fritillary) is the source of this 804-nucleotide messenger RNA. Lineage: Eukaryota; Metazoa; Arthropoda; Insecta; Lepidoptera; Nymphalidae. The record is from the annotation of a GenBank genome assembly.
AUGCUGAUUUAUAAAGUAAUAAAAUUAAGAUUUCCAAAAGGACUUUUAGGUCAGCCUUUAUUAUUAACUCAUACGGCGACAUGUCCUACAUUACAUAAACAAAAAGAACAGCAAAAACCAUCAAUCUGCGCCCCGAAAAGUGAUUCUAAAGGUCCCUCAGACGGAGCUCCUCCAUCAUCUCCAGGCUUAAAACGAGCUUUAAAAUCUGGUAAAGUACGUUUUGGAUUUUUACCUGAAGAGUGGUUCUUAUUCUUUCAUUCUAAAACUGGUGUGAGUGGGCCUUAUAUUUUUGGCAUAGUUUUUGCCAACUAUUUAUUCAGCAAAGAAAUAUUUGUAAUGGAUCAUGAAUACUACACAAGUUUGUCUAUAUUUCCAAUGCUUUAUUUUGUGUCAACGAGACUAGGCCCUGCUUUUGCAAAAUUCCUCGAUAAAGAUAUCGAUGAAUUUGUUAAUAAUUUAGAAAAGGAUAAGAAAGAUGAGAUGAGUGUUUUUGAAAAUGUAAUCAAAGAUGCAAAAGAUGCUCAAUGGAGAGCUGAAGGACAAAAAAUAUUAAUGGAUGCUAAGAAGGAACAUAUUGCAAUGCAGUUAGAAGCUAUAUAUAGAGAGAGAUACAUGCAAGUAUUCCGAGCUGUAAAAAAUCGUUUGGACUAUCAAGUACAGUUACAUCGAUCACUUUCAAUAAUACAACAAAAGUGGAUGAUUAAUUGGAUUAUAGAAAACGUAAAGAAAGCUAUUACACGAGAAUUCGAAAAGAAGUUCUUUGAAAAAGCAAUACAAGAUAUUUCGGCUAUUGCAGGACGAACA